This is a messenger RNA of Aspergillus vadensis CBS 113365, 1992 nucleotides long. Its product is annotated as copper amine oxidase. Gene Ontology annotation, molecular function: copper ion binding; primary methylamine oxidase activity; quinone binding. The record is from RefSeq and is a predicted model, not a curated record. NCBI's taxonomy places the organism in Eukaryota, Fungi, Ascomycota, Eurotiomycetes, Eurotiales, Aspergillaceae. The transcript has 5 exons. The coding region runs from base 1 to 1992 and encodes 663 amino acids. Gene Ontology annotation, biological process: amine metabolic process.
AUGUCACUUCAUCCUCUUGACCCCGCUACCGCGGUCGAGAUCGAACAGGCUACCACCUUGGUCAAAGACGCCUAUCCUGGGAUUCCCCUGCACUUCAAGGCCGGUGGUCUGCAGGAACCACCCAAGGCGGCUCUGCUCGAAUUCCUGGACGCUGAACACAACAACAAACCCCUACCCUUUCUCCCAAGAUGCAUAUUCCUCAACUGGUAUAUCAAAAGGACGCCUCGGCUGUUCGAAGCAGUGGUAGAUGUAACCAAUGGCAACUUCGUCCACCACGCCGAGCUUCCCCGAGACUUCCAUGGUCCGGGUGACCGAGCGGAGAUGAACGAAGUGGCCCAGGCUGUCAUGGCCGAUCCUGCAGUACAAGCGGAGAUUAAGCGUCUGCAGAUUGAUGACACUACGGUUGUUCUUGACCCGUGGGACUAUGGUGUGGAUGGCGAGGAUACACAGACGAGGCACGCUCAGGUCUUCAUACUCCAACCACUACAGCUUUCCGCUGGAUUUAUGGUCACUGUUGACUUGUGUGCCAUGGAGGUGAAGAAGAUCAUCCGGCUACCUCUUGGGGCCGAUGAGAGCGUGACGCAAGGUUCCAGCGUGCCUCAUCGCCGCACGGCUCCAGAGGAGCCUGAAUAUGACCACCGUCUACAGAAGACCCCCCCUCGGAUGACAUUGAAGCCAUAUCAGGUGGUCCAGCCCGAGGGUGCCUCCUUUACUGUCAAGGGCCACCUUGUCGAGUGGGAGAAAUGGCGAUUCCGAAUUGGUUUCAACUGGCGUGAAGGAUUAACGCUGCAUGACCUCUCCUUCGAUGGUAAAAGCAACUUCUACCGUCUAUCACUCGCUGAGAUGUUUGUUCCGUAUGGUGAUCCGCGCAAUCCCAUCUACCGUAAGGCUGCGUUUGAUUUGGGAAAUGUGGGUGCAGGUGUGACAGCCAACAACCUUCAGCUAUCCAAGCUUAUGUUAUCAGUGGGCUGCGACUGUCUCGGUAUGAUCAAGUACAUAGACGGUCACGUCGUGUCAGUGGACGGAAAUGCAUCUCCCCGACCCAAUGCGAUCUGUAUCCACGAAAUCGACAACGGGAUCCAAUGGAAGCACACCAACCACCGUACCGGCAAAGCAACAGUAGUACGCAAGCGCCAAUUGGUCCUCCAGACUAUCAUUACAGUGGCCAAUUACGAAUACAUCUUCAUGUGGUACUUUGACCAGUCUGGUGAAAUCACCUUCGAGACCAGAGCAACUGGGAUCCUCUCCACUCAGCCUAUUGGAAAAGACGUCGUGGUUCCGUGGGGAACCCGGGUGGCAGAUGGUGUCAUGGCCCCGUACCACCAGCACUUAUUUAGCCUUCGUAUUGAUCCUGCGAUUGGCGGUGUGCACAAUAGCUUUGCUUCCACAGAUUCUGUGGCCAUGCCAUGGGACGAUCAACUCAAUCCCGUUGGUACAGGCUAUGUGACAGAGCAGACGAUUCUGGACCGAGCAGGCCAUGUCGAAGACGAUGUCAGCAAAGGCCGAGUCUUCCAAAUCCUAAAUGAAAACAUCGAGAACCCGGUCUCGGGUACUCCGCUGGGGUAUAAACUCGUUCCUCAUAGGUCCCAGAUGCUUCUAGCCAAACCCGGCUCCUGGCAUUGGCGGCGGUCUGAAUUCGCCGAGCACUCGAUCUGGAUCACCCGGUAUCACGACGACCAGCUCUUCCCGGCCGGAAAAUACACAAACCAGUCGCUGGGUGGCACAGGGAUCAAGUCCUGGGUUGAGUCCCGGGAGAAUGUCCGCAACCAGGAUAUUGUCAUCUGGCAUACUUACGGUCUUACACACAAUCCCCGUGUGGAGGACUUCCCAGUUAUGCCGGCAGAGAUUGUUCAGGUGCAUCUGAAGCCUUACAAUUUCUGUCUGUUCAAUCCGACAAAUGACGUACCUCCAUCUAACCAGAAGGCGAAUCAGAGUGUCGAGUAUAAGGCGCCAGAGCCGGUGGGGUCUGUGUGCUGCAAGAGUAAUUUGUAG